Symbiodinium necroappetens is the source of this 825-nucleotide messenger RNA. NCBI's taxonomy places the organism in Eukaryota, Dinophyceae, Suessiales, Symbiodiniaceae. The record is from the annotation of a GenBank genome assembly.
AUGACAUGGUUAGCAUGUUGGCUGUUGGUGCAGACGAUUGCUGUUGUUGACACUUCGCGCCUGCCGCUUAUUGAGGCAGCGCAGUGGGCGUUGCAAGCAGGUGAUUCCUUCGGUUGCGCGGUGGCGAAGCGUUUCCAGGAUUGUGCUCAACCAUGGGCAGCUGUGGAGGCUUGGCGCUAUGCCGUGGCAAAUCUGUUGGCAGCGAGGAAGUUCACAGGAGGCCAACACUUCGAGCUCGCAGAAAGGACAGCAGAGGCCAUCGGCAGUUUUUUCGCGACGCCCGAUGCUGGCAAAUUUACCGAGGCUGCAGAAAAGGUGUCGGAGCUGAGAAGGCAGUUGUCGCUGCAGACUCCUCUUUUGUCUGCUCACCCGAUGCUGCACGAGGCAUCCAUUGACUCCGCUGGGCUUGGAGUUCCGUUUCCCCUUGCUGUCGUCCAAAUACCCGCAGAGACCGAGGCAGCAACCCUUCAACUGAGGGGUGGUGUGUCAAUGCCGCUGCUUGCCCUCUCCAUCUCCGGACGCGGCAGACCAUCGCUUUCCAACGUGGCAGAGGCUUUGCAGAUGGGAGUCAGGCACCGAGCGGUCUCGCCAAGCGUUGCUGAAGUCGUUGGCCAAGCAAUCUGGAGAAGCAAGGUGAACAAGGCGGAUCUGUUCGUCUCCGUGCUGUGGGAAGGAUUCCUUAACUCUGCCGCCCAGCUCGAGUCAGUGGCAGCGAAGUUGGGGAAGCCGGUGGACAUGCUCAUCCUGCCCAAAGGAGAGGAGGCCCAGCGAAACCACCGUAGACACGAAAACGGUUGGACAAAGCUAUGUCUCAUUGCAAUCUAG